This is a messenger RNA of Stegastes partitus (bicolor damselfish), 1698 nucleotides long. RefSeq names its product sodium/calcium exchanger 1-like. Gene Ontology annotation, biological process: sodium ion transmembrane transport; calcium ion import across plasma membrane. Gene Ontology annotation, molecular function: calcium:sodium antiporter activity. The record is from RefSeq and is a predicted model, not a curated record. The transcript is spliced from 6 exons. NCBI's taxonomy places the organism in Eukaryota, Metazoa, Chordata, Actinopteri, Pomacentridae. Bases 1 to 1026 code for a protein of 341 amino acids. Gene Ontology annotation, cellular component: sarcolemma; postsynapse; axon.
AUGUGGAAGGAAAUAGAUUCAGUACGCUUGUUAGACCCCAGGAAGAUAAUCGAGGUGAAAAUCAUCGACGACGAAGAGUACGAGAAGAACAAGACGUUCACCAUCGAGCUGGGGGAGCCUGUGCUGCUGGAGAUAGGACAGAAACACGGCGACUCCAAUGAGAACAAGCCAUUGGUGGGAGCAGAGGAGGAAGAAGUGGCCAAGAUGGGAUGUCCCAGUCUGGGCGAGCACACACAGCUGGAGGUGAUCAUAGAAGAGUCCUACGAGUUCAAGAGUACGGUAGAUAAGUUGAUCAAGAAGACGAACCUGGCCUUGGUGGUGGGAAGCAGCAGCUGGAGGGAGCAGUUUGUCAGCGCCGUGACUGUCAGCGCAGGAGACGACGACGAGGAGGAGAGCGGCGAGGAGCGCCUGCCGUCCUGCUUCGACUACAUCAUGCACUUCCUCACCGUCUUCUGGAAGGUCCUGUUCGCCUUCGUGCCGCCCACCGAGUACUGGAACGGCUGGGCCUGCUUCAUCGUCUCCAUAUCGCUCAUCGGCGUGCUGACAGCGGUCACCGGAGACCUGGCGUCGCACUUCGGCUGCACGAUAGGACUGAAGGACUCGGUGACGGCGGUGGUGUUCGUGGCGCUCGGGACGUCGGUGCCAGAUACGUUCGCCAGCAAGGUCGCCGCCAUCCAGGACCAGUACGCCGACGCCUCCAUCGGCAACGUCACCGGCUCCAACGCCGUCAACGUCUUCCUGGGCAUCGGCGUGGCGUGGACCAUCGCCGCCAUCGCCUGGCGCUCCAAGGGGAAGCCGUUCAAGGUGGAUCCGGGCAGCCUGGCCUUCUCCGUCACCCUCUUCACCAUCCUGGCCGUGGUGUGCGUGCUCACGCUGCUGUACCGGCGGCGGGCGUCGGUGGCCGGCGGCGAGCUGGGCGGGCCGCGGACUUGCAAGCUGAUAACGUCGCUGAUGUUCGUCUCGCUGUGGCUCAUUUACAUCCUGCUGGCUUCACUGGAGGCCUACUGCCAUAUACCAGGGUUUUAAAUGGAGAGGGGGGACGAGUCGAGGGAGAGAGACCCACUGCCAAUAUGGAGAGAGAGAGAGCGAGAGAGAGAGAGGGAGGGAUGGGGAGUCUUCAGGGAGGUUGGAGCAGAGGUGCAUCGAUGUAUUCAGCUUUUCAUUGGAUGUUUUUUCUCCCUUUUUUUUGGAAAAAGAGCCUCGUGAAACUCUCCAAUGAUGUCCAAACAUAUUCUCAGCAUCCUUUUUUUUUUUAGGCGGGAACACUUCCAGGACACACAAAAUUGAAAUUUUCUUGACGUAAAGAGUCACUUCUAUCCUCAACAGUGGACAUUACAGUUGAUAAAAGGCAGAAGGGGAGAUAAUCAGAAGGGAAAAGCCGAGAGGAAGGUGAUAGGAAAGUCGAGAAAGGAAGCAACGAAGCGACAGAGAAGAGAAGAAGAAUAGACGGUCAACAACCCCUCCCGACUCCCUCUCUCGCUCCCUCCAUCUUUACAAUAUCGUCAUGGAAACAGUGGAUCCUCCCAUCAUCACCUUUGAACUCUAACACUAUCAGUGACUUAUUACUUUUUCUCCCCACACACACACACACACACACACACUCACCUCCCACCAACUUGCAGGCGAGACAUGAAGACUGACCACCUUUUAUUUUCCUUCCUGGAUACACUGUGCAAAAAAAUAGUCCCUCCACCUUCC